This is a messenger RNA of Gongylonema pulchrum, 375 nucleotides long. The record is from the annotation of a GenBank genome assembly. Lineage: Eukaryota; Metazoa; Nematoda; Chromadorea; Rhabditida; Gongylonematidae.
UUGCUUCGCACCAAACCUCAGCUGCAAUGGGAAGCAGUGCCUGAUUUGAGCUUUGAUCAACAGAAUCAGCAAAUACCAGUUACAAUAUAUCCCAUUAUAGUUCAGUGCUCCGUUGUAGUGGUAAGCUUUAAAACAAGUUUUGGUCCAAUUGGUGUAUUUAUUCCACAGUUUUAUUUCUUAAAAAAUGCAUUAUUCUCGUGCUGCCCAAUUGAAACAACAAUUGCUUAUGCGCGAUUACUUCAGCGUUCCGUCAAAACCAGAAUAAAUUGCUGGAAGGUCUCCUUGACAAGUGCUUUGAUCGUUUCGUUAUCAGCAUUUGCAAUGGCUGUCUGCUGCACCGCAUUAGCACUUCACGCAGCUCAGUACCAGAGAUGA